AUGUCAUCGCAAGAUUCAUCUCUGACAAGUCUAAUAGGAUGUUCAUCGUACUUAGUUAGUACGGAAGAAUCUUACUUUGUUGCUUUACUUCAAUUUUUUCCCGAAUUUGUUUUGCAAAUCAUAUGUAAAAUUGCCUUAAAAUUGGCGAACGAUUAUUUCAAGUCAGAGGGUUUAUCUGAUACUCCUCUUAAAAAAUGGCUCUAUUCAUUUCUUUCGAAUCAUGAUGAUGAGUGUAAGUGGGGACGUGAACAAACAUUUAAUGAAGAAGCUCGCUCAAGCUGGUUCGAAAAAUUUGAUGGUGUUAUGGUCAAAUGUGAUCCGCUUGACGAACCUCAUCAGAUCUUUAAUUUAGAUGAAACGAAGGGUUAA
Molecule: messenger RNA, 369 nt
Organism: Rotaria sp. Silwood2
Lineage: Eukaryota; Metazoa; Rotifera; Eurotatoria; Philodinida; Philodinidae
Source: the annotation of a GenBank genome assembly